This is a messenger RNA of Arachis duranensis, 841 nucleotides long. RefSeq names its product mediator of RNA polymerase II transcription subunit 7a. Bases 159 to 665 code for a protein of 168 amino acids. The record is from RefSeq and is a predicted model, not a curated record. Gene Ontology annotation, cellular component: core mediator complex; mediator complex. Gene Ontology annotation, molecular function: transcription coregulator activity. The transcript is spliced from 6 exons. NCBI's taxonomy places the organism in Eukaryota, Viridiplantae, Streptophyta, Magnoliopsida, Fabales, Fabaceae. Gene Ontology annotation, biological process: regulation of transcription by RNA polymerase II.
CUUCGUGGCCAGAACUUUAGCCUCCUCUUCGUCGGCUCCACGCCUCCACGACGUCGUUCAGACCCCAGAUCCCCAGCCUCCAUCGGCACCGUUUCCGUGGAAGCUGCAUCUGCCAGUCUCCGCCGUCUCCUCUGUCUCGGAUUGAUUUUAUUUUAGUUAUGGCAACUGCAACAUACCCACCGCCCCCACCAUAUUAUAGGCUCUACAAAGAUUACUUGGAGGACCCUAAGUCUGCUCCAGAGCCUCCUCCUCCCAUAGAAGGGACCUACGUUUGUUUUGGGGGCACCUACACUACUAGUGAUGUUUUGCCAAGCUUGGAAGAACAAGGGGUGCGCCAACUCUAUCCAAAGGGGGCUAAUGUUGAUUACAAGAAGGAGCUGAGAUCACUGAAUGGGGAAUUGCAGCUACACAUUUUGGAGCUUGCAGAUAUUCUUAUUGAGAGACCAUCACAGUAUGCAAGGAGAGUUGAAGAGAUUUCGACUGUAUUCAAAAACUUACAUCACCUUUUAAAUUCCUUGCGACCUCAUCAGGCAAGAGCAACAUUAAUUCACAUUUUGGAACUUCAGAUUGAGCGUCGUAAAGAAGCAGUGGAGGACAUAAAGAAGAGAAGAGAAGAGGCACGAAGACUACUUAACGAGUCCCUAGCAACACUUGAUGACCAAUAGGACCUUUUUCUGCAUUGAAUCAAGUUAGCAAAGCUGAUCCCUAUAUGAGAAAUUAAUGUAUUUAUAACUUUAUAGAUUUUCUGCUUUAUACAUGUGGUCUAGAAUUGAACGCUAUGCUUGUGAUGUUAAAUCUAUUUCUGGUGUUGCCUCGAAAAUUUUCGGUUACGUUUGUUUAA